Molecule: messenger RNA, 5755 nt
Organism: Sphaeramia orbicularis (orbiculate cardinalfish)
Lineage: Eukaryota; Metazoa; Chordata; Actinopteri; Kurtiformes; Apogonidae
Gene: znf652
Product: zinc finger protein 652
Exons: 6
Coding region: 806-2866 (686 amino acids)
Biological process (GO): regulation of transcription by RNA polymerase II
Cellular component (GO): nucleus
Molecular function (GO): DNA-binding transcription activator activity, RNA polymerase II-specific; RNA polymerase II cis-regulatory region sequence-specific DNA binding
Source: RefSeq, a predicted model, not a curated record
GCCUGCCCAGACAGCGGCCUCAAUGCCUGGGAUGAGCGCGGGACGGCGGUGGUACGCGCGAGAGCUUGGCUGGGCCACGUAGCGGAGCUGAGGACGCCGGUGCGUAGGUUUCUCCGCAACAGAACACAUCAACAUAUAACACACCUCAUUUUGCACGAAAGACAACUGGCGGUGCGCUUUUAUAAAUGCACAUUCGCAAAUGUAAAGAGAGAGUGAGCGAGAGAAGUGCGCGUGCAGCCCCGAAUCUGUGCAACUCUGAUUGCACUAACGCAAGAGGGAGGUCGCCCUCGACGGAGGUAAUGCGCUGUAAAUGGCUCUUCAAGCAAGAAACAGAAGACUUUGCAGCAGUUCCAUGUCUGGCAUUCAGCUUGUCCUUACCUGCUCUGCAGUUUGAAGACACUGGCACCCUGCAGGGCAGCAGCCUUCAGAAAAACUGAGUUGGAAGCAGCCUACUGCUCACAUAAUAGCUCAAGAGGAAUUAAGCUUCAGAUGUUCUGCAUCAAAGACUCGGAUCCUUUGUUUUUUUAGUCUCAUUUUUAAGCUAAUGGAACAAACCUUGGAAGAGAUUGUAUGUCUUUCCAACUUUUUCUACCUUGGGCAACAUGGAUGCUCUCUUUGAAUCAGGUUGACUGUUUCUCACUUCAUCCCCUUCUUCCUGUUUCUUCAGUCAAAGGAGGGUGGGGGAUUGGUGCAGAGCCCCUCGCCCCUCCGUGGACAGUAGGUUAGUCUAGUCUAACUAGGCACCACAACAGUUACACUUUAUUACUGCCUGUGUCUCGCAAGCUUGUUCAUCCAUUCCCUCUUCAUGAAAUCCUGCCAGAACCUCAAGGAAGAGGUUUCCGUCCCUAUCCUUGGCGGGAUGUCACAGGAGGAAGGACGUAGGGCGCAGGUGUCGGGGUCCUAUUAUCAUUCCCCCAACCCAGAUCUGGACCUGACAGGCAAGCUUUUUAAGAGAGAUGUUGGUGGCAAGCCUUAUUCGGUGCUGGUAGACAAUAAAAUGGCAGCCAAAACAUCCAUGGCAGAACAGAACGUUGGUCAGGUUCCCACUCCACAUGUGACCCCCCAGCAACAUCAUCAGUAUUUUAGGGAGGGAGGAUCUGGGCAGGAGGUCGGAACGCAGGCAUCUCAGGCUGGCAAUGAUGGAAGCACUGAUGACACUGAAGAUGAUGAAGAUGAGGAAGAAGAGGUUGAAGAGGAGGACGGCGAGGAGGGUUUCAAGCGAGAGCAGAUCAUUGUCGAGGUCAACCUGAACAACCAGACUCUCCAUGUUUCCAAGGGGGACAGCAAAACUGGAACCACAGCAGAUGACUCAGAACGGGCUGGCAGUGAUGAUGAAGAUGAUGAAGAGGAAGAGGAGGAUGAGGAAGAAGAGGAUGAAGAGGAGGAGGAUAGCCCUGAUGAAGAAGAUGAGGAAGACGAUGAGGAUGAAGAGACUGAAAGUCGGAGAACAAGGUCUAAAAGAGCCCGUCGAAGUGCAGGUAGUACAGCAGACUCCAGUCCACCACGGAGAAAAAGUCUCAGAACAGCUUUGAGCUCUGCCGCAGCCGGAAUGACCACCAGGGGGCGACGGAAGCGCAUGGAGACCCCAAAGAGUAAACGCAGAUCAGCCAGGUCAGCCCCCUCCGCCGGAUCCAUGACGACAACUGUGGGAGGAAAACCAGAGGUGGAGGAGAAAGAGAUGCUGGCGUGUGAAAAGUGCCCCCGAGUGUUCAACACCCGCUGGUACCUGGAGAAGCACAUGAAUGUCACCCACAGGCGGAUGCAGAUCUGUGACAAAUGUGGCAAAAAGUUUGUCCUGGAGAGUGAGCUGGCGUUACACCAGCAGACUGACUGUGAGAAGAACAUCCAGUGUGUUUCCUGCAACAAAUCUUUUAAGAAGCUGUGGUCACUGCAUGAGCACAUUAAGAUUGUGCACGGCUAUGCAGAAAAGAAGUUCUCAUGUGAAAUCUGUGAGAAGAAGUUUUAUACUAUGGCUCAUGUCCGUAAGCACAUGGUUGCUCACACUAAGGACAUGCCAUUUACCUGCGAGACAUGUGGGAAGUCGUUUAAGCGCAGCAUGUCUUUAAAAGUCCACUCACUCCAGCAUUCUGGAGAGAAACCAUUUCGUUGUGAGAACUGUGACGAGCGUUUCCAAUACAAGUACCAGCUGCGCUCCCACAUGAGCAUUCACAUCGGUCACAAGCAGUUCAUGUGCCAAUGGUGCGGCAAAGACUUCAACAUGAAACAGUAUUUCGAUGAGCACAUGAAAACGCACACAGGAGAGAAGCCUUUCAUUUGCGAGAUCUGUGGGAAGAGCUUCACCAGCCGACCCAACAUGAAACGCCACCGUCGCACCCACACCGGGGAGAAGCCUUACCCCUGUGAGGUGUGUGGCCAGCGCUUCCGCUUCUCCAACAUGCUCAAAGCACACAAAGAGAAGUGUUUCCGGGUCACCAGCCCCGUGGUGCUGCAGACCAGCGGCCCACCCGUGCCUGUCCGUAUCUUUGCCAACACCUUCUCCUCCUCCUCUGGCCCUGGGCCCUCAGCCGCCACCCCAGCCACCACCUCGGCGUCCCUGGGCCUCAGCCCCUCCGCAGGGCCCAUGGCUCAGAGAGGUCCCGUGGGGCACACCUUCUCCCAUGUGCCGCUCCACUCAAGCCCUACUCACCAUCACCCCCACCCUCCUACAACCCAGCAGCACCUGUCAAACGCACCCCAACACGCCCAGCCUCACCACCACCUGGCCGUGCCACCAGUCUCCCACCUGCCCCCUCCGCCAGCCCUUUUCAAGAGUGAGCCCAUAAACCACUGCGGGCACGAGGACAGCAGUUACUUACAUCACAUGGCCCCGUCUGACAAAGGCCCCGGAGCCUCACAACACCACUGAACAAUCCUCCAGAUCUGCAGGCCCACACCAAACUACGCCUUGUCUCUCCUCCUUUCAUAGUCCUGCCUCAGUCUCUCGGUUGCUGCACCCUAAUGUAAGGGUGCUCCUCUCAAAACCAUUCAAACUAGACAUACGCAACUGUGUAUGUGGGAAUGACUGAUUCACCCGGGGUGCACACAGUUAAUAGAAUAGGAACCCUUAAAAAUCCUGUCAACUGACAAAAGAUUUUAUAACCUCUAGAUUUUUCUUAGGAAAUCUACUCGACGAUUUCUGUGUAAGUUAUCUCUCUGUACAUUAAUUGGUGUAAAGUAUCUCGAUUUCAUCAAACGCUGCUGAUGGAAGUGAACAUGCGUAUUAACCGGGCUUCAUGGAUCACCACAGACCAGUGUCAUUGAACUUUUCCUCUUCAUGUUAAGUUGACUUACGGUUGCACACCGGCAAGGACUUUAGCUUUACGUGCAGGUCCUCCCCUUAGCAAUACUCAGCCUUUCCUCCGAGUCAUACUGCGGAACCUCGGGCCACACAGAAAUGUCUAAUGAAUGUUUUAACCGGUUCUACCUGGACCAUUCUCUGUCGUUCUGUGAGAAGGGCAACAGCAGUAGAGCGAGAUGCAGUGCCACAGGUUAAAGAAAGGAGGGGAGGAGGUUUUGUAAAGGACAUUGGUAAAAGGUUUUGUAAAAGCUUAGGUGAAUCUUAGCAGUCUGAGAUUCACAUCAUGGUUUAAUGGUGCUUUCCAUUCCAGUACGUGAAAAAAAAUUAUCUUAAGUUUGCUUUUUCCAUUUGACUUUCAGAAGUGUAAUACUACAAAAUAACAAUGUAUUGUGUCAGAAUAUGUCUAGCCAGCCUGGGUUUUCUACAAAGGAUUUGAGCUUUGAGUAGAUAUUUUGUGAUUAAGAAAACCAAGUUAUGCAGGAUAUGCCCGAUGCACACAAACCUUAACAAUUACUCAAGCACACACACAUAUGAUAAAGACCACACGGCCACUGAUGUACUUAUGUGAUCAGUGCAACCUCAGCUUUCAGUACUGUUGGUCAACACAUGCUUCUAGAUAACGGACGACUGUCUAAUACUGCCACUGUGAGAGGCCAGACACACGGCCUCAUCAGGAUUUACCCAACCUCCCUUCGCUGCUGUCGAAAUGAUACGGGUUACCAUGUUAAAGGUCAUUUGACACACACAGUAUACACACCUGGGACCUUUUUUCAUCACAGUACUUAAACCGGCAAUUAUGCAUAUUCCUCUCAGCCUAUAUUCCACGGUUUGGUGUGGGGCGUUGUUGUAAUGUAACGGUUCGUUUUUGAUUUUCUUCAUACUGACAUCCACACAAGCAAAAUGCGUGUCUAAACCUAUUGAAUGUUGCCUACGCAGAAUGAUGGCUGAUGAGUCAUUCAUUUUUACUUUUUUUUUUUCUCCUUUUCUGGUAAUUUGCUCUUCUCGGUUUUAAGCUAAUGAAUAGUUUAGAUAUACUGUUAUUAGCACAUGCUAGGAAAUGUCAGGACAAAAAGGCAGUAGUCGUACAACUUGUAACACUUGGAAUUUUUGUAUAGUUAAGCAAACGUGAUCAAGUCAGCGUAAGAAAUUACAUUUAUAAAUGUAAUAGCCGAUGGUGUGAAUGUUAUUUUGCUUGAUAGAAGCAGAAAUGGUUGGCAUUGAACUCUGGUUCCUCUGCGUUAAACCUUUCAUCCAGUCCGACGGUCAUCUGAUUUGAGGUUUUGUGCGAGUGUGACUGUGUGCAUGCAUUAGUCGCUACCCGUCUGUCUUUUUGUCUGUCUUUCUGUCUGGUUGUCCCCAGUGCUCUUGUACCAAAAGCUGCUUUUACACAGUGUGCCCCAAUAGAUGUGUAUUCGGGGAUACCUGCGACGGAAAAUAGCAGUAAAUUUAACAUGACCCUCUUUCCACCACAAUAAUGGUAUUCAGUCUGGAGUAGUUAAUAUCUGUAGUUUAGAAUGUCCCUGUUUUUUAUUUGAGACCCGCAAUUAUCCUGCCAUUUCUGCGGGUCUUCAAACCGCUGCAUUAUUCGCUUAUCAUCCCCCUCCCUCCCCUUCCUCCCCUUCCUCUCCAGGUUCACUGCUUUGCUUCAGCAUUUUGCAGGACGGCUCUUUCUUUGUACUUUUUUUUUAAAAAGCCUUUUCAUUUGUGUGUAUUCUCUGCACUUUACUGCUGCGUGGGUGAGGCGCAGGGAAGGGAGGGACUGACAAUGCAUUGUGGAACCAAGUGCAGUUGCGGCUGCAUGGAAAAGGGUGGAGGUGAUUACUUCGAGUGGAUGUUUUUAGGCAAGGAAAGGAGGAGAAUUCCGGGUGGAGGCUGGUAGUGUGGAAGGGACCAUUGCAAACGAAGGACAUUUCUUUUUUAGCGUGUAUAAUUUUAAUUCCUGACAUACACUUUUUUUUUUUUUCCUUCAAUUCGGACCUCCCUUCAAAGUAAAAGCGAUGUUCCUCCUGCUUUGGCGACUUGACACUAUCCCCUCCAAACUCUGUCUGAAAUGCAUUCUUCUGUUGUGUUCAAUUUUUCUGUCAUGUCCUGUUUUGUCUUUCAGUUUGCCUAUGAUACUCCUCCUCCUUUCUUUGUUACAUAGAAUGCACUUUUUACUAAAAUUCUUGGCUAGUUAAGAAAAAAAAAAAUAACAUUGUAUAUUCUUUAAAGAUGUUUUAAAAAAAAAAAAAAUCAAUAUACUUUUCCCCUUUGUAUUUUUAACCACUUAAUGUAGCAUUGCGUAUUUUAUUAUUGUAUCUGGUACAAAAUGUGCAGCUUUAUAAUGUCCUGGUUUGUCUUUUUUUGUAUGUUAUCUGGAGAUUGAGGAGAAGUGAAAAAGUUGGGCCUUUUUUUGAUAAUGUACAUUUAACUGACUGCUAACUUUGAGAAGUAAAACAAGUAGCCAUUAUUAUCAUA